Paramecium primaurelia is the source of this 383-nucleotide messenger RNA. The record is from the annotation of a GenBank genome assembly. NCBI's taxonomy places the organism in Eukaryota, Ciliophora, Oligohymenophorea, Peniculida, Parameciidae.
AUGCAUAUACUACAAAAGAAUGCCAACACAAAACCUUAUAUUCAGAUUGCAUAGUCACUCAUCCUAAAAAUCAAUUAGUUGUAAUCCUACCAUUAAGAGAUUUUGAACUUUCUAGGUAUUCUGUACAAAAAACUAUAGCCAGUAUUGAUAUACAUCCUAAUAAAAGAGGAUUUGAGUAUUUUUAGAUAAAGAAUGUCAAUAUUAUAGAAUCAUUUAAUAUAAACUCGAGAAAUAUGAAAAUCAGAAUGUAAAGAUUAUAAUAAAAUAUUGUCAACUACUUUAUAGAUAAAUUAGAUUUUAUAUAUAUUUAUUAAAUAGCUUUUAUUAAGACUAUUAUUCUUUAAAUUGAAUAAUUUUACAAUGAAAACAUACUAAAAUUGUGA